Messenger RNA from Eupeodes corollae, 5617 nucleotides. RefSeq names its product slo-interacting protein 1 (gene Slip1). Lineage: Eukaryota; Metazoa; Arthropoda; Insecta; Diptera; Syrphidae. Bases 826 to 4032 code for a protein of 1068 amino acids. Gene Ontology annotation, molecular function: protein binding. The record is from RefSeq and is a predicted model, not a curated record. The transcript has 8 exons.
UUUUCUUAUCUCAAACAAACAAAUCUCUGAUGUCUUUUUUUGCUGAACACGGCCAUUGAAGAAAAUGUUUUCUCCUGUCUUUCAUUUUAAGGAUUAGGAGAGCGAAAACACUCAAAUAUUGAGUGUUUUUGCUAUAGGCCUUACCUAUCUAAAAACCCAGCCAAAUCCGAAUCCGAAAGCAAGAAGAAGUCUUUUAUGAGAUGUUUUAUGGAAUAUGGAUAAUAAUCUUUCGUCUUAAUUCAUUUUUCUCUUCCAAGAAACGGAGAUGAGCGUUUUUGAUAUUAUAUCCCGUCCGUUCGUUGAAGAAGAGAAAAACAAACGUCGAUUGUCGUGAUUAAUUUUUGUAAACCAAAUUUAUCUCAAAUAAAAAUCGCAGAUAAGAAAAACAAUAAAUCUAAACAAAACUUAGAAAAGUGGUUUUCAACUUUUUUGUGUCCAUUUCUUUGUGAACCAGAUUAAUAAAAUAAAGAAUAAAGUGUCAAUGCCUACUAAACCAAGUGCGUGAGUUCACUGUUUCGUUUGUUCGAUGCGAAGAUUGUGUGUUUGUAUUGAUAAUGAGGAGAUAAGGUAUCCCUUAUAGCUUCCUCUCUUAGUUCCUCGAAAUGUUAAAUUAUUUAAACAGCAGAAAAUUUUCGUUCAUAUACAUUUUCCAGCAAAAAAAAGAAAACAAAUACAAAACAGAAUAAUGACAUGGCAUGGAAUUCAAAUAUCAAUCCCAAGCAAUUGAAAAUAAAAAAGAGGGCGUGAUGUGAUAUUACCUUUUACUAUAAUACAAAAGUGAAAAAAGCCUUGACAUCACUUUUAUCGAAAGAAAACAAAAAUAAAAUGGCAGGAAUGCAUUUCAUUAUUUUAAAGGUAAAUGGUGUUGAUGUAAGUCAAAUGCCACAUGAAGAAGCCGUACAAAUGUUCCUAAAAGCGUCCGAACCGAUUUUAGUUGAGGUUCGACGUCGAUCCUAUAACACUACUACUGAUGCUGAAAAUUCAAAUAAUCACAAAUAUUUGGAAAAAUCUAAUGAACUAUCACAACAAUUGCAACAGCAACAAAGCGAUCCCAGAAAACACUCAUCGCCUACAAAAAUGUCAACCAAGACAUCAGCAGAACUUCAACAAACCGACUGGCCAAUCAGCAAAACAACAGAAAACUCUGAAGACGUUGUUGACUCCUUAAAAUUUCAAAGCUUAGUUAUUUCGUCCAGCAAAAGUUCUACGGACAUUGAUAACUGUGCAAACUUAAAACUUAGACAAAGUGGAGAAGCUAUUGUCGCUGGUGUGGAUAAAGUUGGAUGCUUACCAAAUGCUGCUGCUAACUCAAGAACAUCUUCUAGUGCCUUGGGUGCAGAUAACCAAACGCAAAACCGAGGAAGUAUGCAUGAAAAUUCUGCUGCUAAAUCAAGACAUACAUCUGUUUCAUCAAUAACAUCAUCACCUGUCCGAAGUACACCACCGUCACCUCUUAAAGAAUCUUUAACAAAACCAUCAGCAAUGCUGCCACUAAGCGAAGAAGAUGACAAAAAUAGCAAAGUACUCAUAUCUAUUGGAAUUCAGACUGACAACUUUACGAGCGAUUUCAUAUUUAACGGAUCGUCAAUACUUAAUUCAGAACAAAUCAUAGAAAACGAUCAUAAUUUGUUUAGCGAAUGUUUAGCUCCUGAGAUCGAUAUUGAGGAAAUAACUCUAAGAAAAUCUGAAGGCAAUGAACGCCUUGGUUUAACGGUGUGCUAUAGUUCCGGUGGUGGAAAUGGCUCAGGUUCUGAUGACACGGACACAUGUACAGAAGUGUAUAUAAGUGACAUAGUUGCAGACAGUAUUGCAGGCAGAGAUGGUCGUUUGCGACAAGGUGAUCAAAUUCUUCAGGUGAAUGGUAAAGAUGUUUCAAAUAAAGAAGAAACUGAGACAUUGAUUGCGGAGAACAAUAAUGCUGUGACACUUUUGGUCAGUCGUUAUUUAUAUGGAGAUGACGAUGAAUAUCAAGAACAAGGAGAUUAUUACGAAGAAGAUGAGCCCAAUAUGGAUUAUGCCAAAUGCUUCCUUGAGAAUUAUAUAGUAAGUGAAGAUUUACUAAAAUCUGCUGUGAAAAACAAUCAAGACUCGCCGGACAAAAAGCAGCAGAAAGAACAAUUUCAGUUACCUGAGCAGCAACCACCAAUACGUUGUAUGACAGAUGCAGUUGUUCCAAGUUCUUCUGACAAUAUUCCUGCAACAACAACUUUGGGUUCAUCUAUAUCUAGGGAUCCAUUAAAUCAUCAAAAUAUUCGUGCUCACUUGGAACAAGUAAACCAGGAAAUUGCGAUAUUAGAUUCACGUGUUGAAAUUAUGAUGAUGUCGCAAAAGAAAAACAUCGAUCCAAGUGCUGGUGUUGUGACACAGAAACCGCUUCAACAUUCACAAUCGCAAUCACAAAUUCAACAAGAACCACAACUUAAAGAAACCAUUGCAAUGCCAAUUAUGGACUAUGAUACUGAACAUAUUUACGAAACUAUACCUGAAGAUUCUGAAUCUGAGCCGUUUUACUGUUCUCCGUAUGAAAGUUCGGAGCAUCAAAAUCGCAUUGAACAAUGGUUAGACAUGCAAGACGGUUCUGAUUUGAAUGAAACUCGAAUGCGUUCAUUGCAAAAUCAUAAACACCAAUCUAAUCAGCAGCAACAACAUCAUGAAAACCUAUCAAUUUGGACAAAAGUAAAAAAUGGGACUUUGCGAAGUACAAAUUCCAGUGCUGGUGAUGAUCAUGAAAAUAGUUCAAGUGCUUAUAAUACUGGUGGUUCAUGUAAUAGCAACACAAUGACGCCUUUAACUCUUGAACUAAACACUUCCAACUAUCGGGAUCGAGAGUUUAAUCCUCACUCUCAGUCAACUCUGAUUCUAUGUUCUACAAAACACAAUGUAAGCCCAAUAAAUGAAACACCAUCGACACAAAUUCUGCAUCGACUACCGUUGAUGCAUAAUUCAUCUCAAGAACUCCAAUCAUCUUCCAUUAUCAAUCAGCAGCGUAACUUGAAAGAUAAACUUCCGAGUCCAUCACAUUCUUCAUUAAAACCUGCACAGCCAAUACUGCCGAAUAAAAAGAUAUUUCCAACAUCACAGAAAAAUGCUGCUGCUGAUAUAGCAAAAUCUACACAGAAUAAUAUUAAUACUCCAAUACCGGCAGCGUCCAAUACUAUGUACACAAAUGUUGCAAAUCUACAUCAAACAAUGUUGCUACAACAGCAACUCUUUCGUCAGGCCUUAAUUCACCAGCGAGUACCAUCUAAUUCGGUGCCUUGUCCACAGUUUACGGCACCAAAUCUGAGCCAAUAUCAUUUUGUGAGCAGUCAAGAGGUCAGUACUGUGAAACUGAAUACACAUCCAAAUGAGGAACACAUGGUGUGGAAAGUCAAACGUCGCCAAGAUGGCAGCCGCUACAUUGUACGUCGUCCUGCUAGGAACAGAUUUCUUCGCAAUCGAGCACUACGUAUAAGCGCUGAACGCAACGACCAAACAACAGAAGAUGAUACAAUAUCUGAGAUCAAAACUGGUCGCUAUUGGACGAAAGAAGAACGCAAAAAACACAUCGAAAGAGCCCGUGAAAGAAGACAGCGGCAACAAAUAAUAAUCACGAAUAAAAAUAAUGAGAUCUCAAUGCAGCCACCCUUAUGUUCAGCGGUCAGUAACUUGAAUUCCGAAGCUGCACAGAAAAAUGUAACUAUAUGUGGAGGUGAUUCCGUAGUAAUUCAGCAAAAUUCACAGCAGCAACAAAAACUAAUACCGUCCGUUCAAAGUCCUGCUGCUACGACAGGCACCAAGAUCCAUCGCCAAAGUACUCCGUCGUCAACAACAAAGAAAUUGGUGAAAAAAAAUACUACUAAUAGCCCUGUAGAUGUUAAUAACAGCAAUACUCCGCUGGUAACAUCGAAUACAUCUGUUACUGGAACACUUACAACUUCUACAACAACUCCCAACGGUACUAGAAUGUUUCAAGGCACUAACGUUGGAAUUGGAACCGUAGCGGAUAACACCAGUUCUUAUCAAACGAGAGUCACCCAUCCACCUUUGUAGACUUUCGCUGCUGUUCCCCAUUUUCAUCUUGAUCAUCUGAUUGUAAUAUUUGUUAGAUUUUGGAAUCAUCUAGCUUUAAUUUAAUUUUCAAGUUCCACACAUUAUUAGUUCCAUUUCAAGUCAAAUUAUAUGCAUAACUUAAUUAUUAAUACAUUAUAAAAUCAGGGUGGACUGAAUAUUCAAGACAAAAACACCGUUGAUUUUUUCGAGAUAAUGAGUGCCGUCUGAGGGGUGGGUAAGGUUUCUGUUGGAUUUGUUUCACUGGGAGCCGGAGCACAAUGGAAUAUUGUAGAAUAAGAGCAUAUCAUAAAUGAUAUUUUAAAACCUACAUUGAUUAAAAACUUGUCAACAUAAGUCAACCUUUACUAUGCAGAAAUUUACUUUAUUGAAUUACAAGAAUCAAUUCAAGAGUAAUUGUAUAAAUAUAAUGUACAAAAUUAAUAGCGCGCUUUGUUUUUUUUUUUUUUAAUUUACAAAUGCUUCAAAAUAUUACCUUCUUUAAAUAUUUUGAGAACAAAACAUGAUACAAAUAUAAAUACAUCUCAGAAUAAAAAAGGAAGUUUAAUAUAAUUGAUUUUUUUUCUACAACAAAAGUUUAAACUAUUUUAUUUGUAUAAACAUUUUAUGCAUUUGUUUUUCUUAUUUAAUAAUUGAGUUUUUUUCUACAAUUUGUUAUCAAUUCUUAAAAUUUGAAAAAUGAUUUACAAAUACAUUCUUAACUCAAAAUAAACAUUUAUAUUCCACUGUGCGUAGUCGAAAAAUAAGACAACGUGUAAAGUUUCUUACAAUUGUAUAUUAAAAACCAUGAAAUGCUACUCUUUUCCAAGAAACCAAAUCACAUCAGUACAUUAGAGGAGAAAACUCGAAGCUUCAUCAACGAAAUUGGCAAUAGAUAUGAGCAACAGUCCCGCCCUAGAUUUCAAUGUGUUUUUAAUUUAAUGUAUGAGGCUGUGAGUAAAGGAUAUUUUAAAUAGUGAUUACACCUAUUUUGCAUUCGCCUCAUAUGUUUCAUUAAUUCAAAAAUUCCUAUUAAAAGUGUACAUUGUUAAUAAAAAUCCACUAUUAUAAACUAAUCUAUUUCCAAUCUAUUUUCUUUUUAAACAUUAUUGUAUGAGUUGAAAUUUAUUUACGAAUUUUUGUAUUCAAAUUUGUGGGUACAAAUACGCUUUGCUUUUAAACUAAAACGAACAAAAAGUAUAAUACAAUAAAAAUAUUAAAUGUUCAUAAAAAAAAAAUAAAAGAGAAACAACUAUUAGAAUUUUGUAUUAAUUCUAAUUGAAUUAUUGUGAUAUAGUUAAGGUUUGAAUAGUUUUUUUUUUUUUAGCCAUUGGAAAAAAUUAUAUGUGUUAGUAAUUAAUUCUCAAACCCUAACUGUUCUCCAAAAAAUGAAAUAAUAAAUAUAUAAACUAUCCAUUAUUACCAAAAAAAUAAUAAAAAGUAAGUAAUUUAAUUAAAACAAUUAACAGAUCGAAUAUAUUUAUUACUACACACAUUAAAAUAGUGUUUGUUGACUAUAAGUACAUGUAAAUGCAUUUAUAAAGACAAAUUUCAUCUUCCUAAAUUAAAUAAAAAUAUAUAACAAACA